UGAGCAGGGAGCCCGAUGCGGGACUCGAUCCCGGGACUCCAGGAUCACGACCUGAGCCAAAGGCAGUCGCUUAACCAACUGAGCCACCCAGGCGCCCUCUAAACUGGAUUCUUAAGCAGUGUCAGCCAUUAAUUAAUGCAAUUACUUUAUCAGUUUGUCAUCUUACUUUUUUAAAGAUACAUCAGGUUGACGAUAAUGUAAUCAAUUUACACCUUAAAUUAGGCAGUGGAGUUGGCCUGGGUUUGAAGAGGAAACCCAGUUUCCCUGGAAAAGGGAACCGUAAUUACAUCAAGUUUGUCCUGGACCAGGCCUUUUCUCCCACCUUGGCCAGAUCACUCCACAAGUCAGGUAACCUCAUAUAACGGAGAGUCAGCCCUCCGCUAACACUCCGCCAGGACACCCCACGCACAGCGGCGCUGAGUCCUUGGUCUAUCACCCACUCACCGUCUAAUCGUGCCUAGAUCACUCUAAUCAAUCAUUUGUAAAGCGGGGACGCCUCGGUGGCAUGGUUGUCGGGUCUAUUUAAGGAGAUAUUAGGGAAACUCCCUACAUCACCCUUCUGCUUCUAUUUACUAUUUACACAGGAGAGGGAGCAUGUGAAGACCGGAGUUUGAUCAGGCUUCUGCUCAGAAGCCCACAGUGAUUGCCCAUCUCCUCCAGAAGGAAAGCCGUCCUUAAUUACAGUGGUCCACAAGGCCCUGCAGGAUCGCAGGCUGUCCAAAGUUGCAAACUUCAUGCCCCUUCCUGGUUGCAUUUUCCUCCAGAGAUCUUAUUAUUUUUUCCCCCCUAAAAUAUGAAUGUAGGGCGCCCGGGUGGCUCAGUCGGUUAAGCAUCUGCCUUCGGCUCAGGUCAUGAUCCCAGGGUCCUGGGAUGGAACCCUGCAUGGAGCUUCUUGCUCAGCGGGGACCCUGCCCCCCGCUUAUGCUCUCUCGCUCUCUCUCAAAAAAAAAAAACUUUUAAAAAGAUAUAAUGAAUGUAGGAAUGAAUACCGUUUGUACGCGCGCAUCACCUAAUACCAGGUACACUGUAGGUGCUCCGGUGAGUUAUAUUCUCUUCCCCCCGCCAGAGGUUAGUGGUCUGAAGGGCUAAAGCUUGGGGGUUUACGGUGAAUACCUUCUAGGAUCAUGUGCCUUCGGGAGAUCCAAGAUUAAUAUUCACUGCCUGAACAACCUUGUAUGGAUUAUUUCAGCUCCAGGCACUCUGGGCUGGAAAUAGCAUAGUUAAUACUUUUGCGCCUCCACGGAUUCAUGCAGUCAUUCAACAAACAUUUAUCGGACGCCUUCGAAGUGCCAGUUCUUACUGACUGAGCUGCCGGACCCCAAGCCGAGCUGUCACAAGCGUCUCCUCCGGGAUCGCGGCGCUCCUUGCACAUCCGGUCCCCGCAUUUGGGGUGGGGGUGGGGGCGGGGCGGGGGCGCCAGGGAAAAUAUCCGGUCCCGCCAGCAGAGGGCGUGCUCCCGCCCUCUCCGCCGGCUCCCGACCCACCGAGGCGUCCCGGCUCCCACGCUCGCUCCCGAGCGCGCCCCCGCCCGCCGCGUCACGUGACGCGGCCGCGGAACCUGAGCCGCCGGGCCGAAGCCCAGCGAAACUCGUUGCCGGUGGCCGCCGCGGGUGCAACCACAAAGGCUAAUCCGACAGAGCGGGGAGGCUCGCGGAGUCGAUGCUUCCUCUUCCAGUUCAGGUCGGCUCCCGCUCCCUCCUCCCCGUUCGCCGCUGCCGCCUCCCCGCGCGUGUGCAUGAGCGCUUCGGUGUGGGGAAGCUCCGGUGACCAUGUAGCGGGGAAGCGCGACGCAGCUCAGGUGCCCGGGACGAGGUCAGCGCUGUCGGCACGCCUCGGCGGCGCCCGGCACACGCCCGGUGCGGGCCGGCGGGCCGCUCGGCCCCGCUGGGCAGCGGGCCUCCGCCUGCGGCCUGGCCCCGAGCGCCGCGAAGUCUCGCGCCGUCUCGCGAGAGGCGAAGUUGAAAACAUGGCGACGUCUAAUCUGUUAAAGAAUAAAGGUUCACUUCAGUUUGAAGACAAAUGGGAUUUCAUGCGCCCGAUUGUUUUGAAGCUUUUACGCCAGGAAUCUGUUACAAAACAGCAGUGGUUUGAUCUGUUUUCGGAUGUGCAUGCAGUCUGUCUCUGGGAUGAUAAAGGUCCAGCAAAAAUUCAUCAGGCUUUAAAAGAAGAUAUUCUUGAGUUUAUCAAGCAAGCACAGGCACGAGUACUGAGCCAUCAAGAUGAUACAGCUUUGCUAAAAGCAUAUAUUGUCGAAUGGCGAAAAUUCUUUACACAGUGUGAUAUUUUACCGAAGCCUUUUUGUCAGCUGGAGAUUACUUUAAUGGGUAAACAGGGCAGCAAUAAAAAAUCAACUGUAGAAGACAGUAUUGUUCGAAAACUCAUGCUUGAUACAUGGAAUGAGUCCAUCUUUUCAAAUAUAAAAAACAGACUCCAAGAUAGUGCAAUGAAGCUGGUACAUGCUGAAAGAUUAGGAGAAGCUUUUGAUUCUCAGCUGGUCAUUGGAGUUAGAGAAUCCUAUGUUAACCUUUGUUCUAAUCCUGAAGAUAAGCUUCAAAUUUAUAGGGACAAUUUUGAGAAGGCAUACUUGGAUUCAACAGAGAGAUUUUAUAGAACACAGGCACCCUCGUAUUUACAACAAAAUGGUGUACAGAAUUAUAUGAAAUAUGCAGAUGCUAAAUUAAAAGAAGAAGAAAAACGAGCACUACGUUAUUUAGAAACCAGACGGGAAUGUAACUCUGUUGAAGCACUCAUGGAAUGCUGUGUAAAUGCCCUGGUGACAUCCUUUAAAGAGACUAUCUUAGCAGAGUGCCAAGGCAUGAUCAAGCGAAAUGAAACUGAAAAAUUACAUUUAAUGUUUUCAUUGAUGGACAAAGUUCCCAAUGGGAUAGAGCCAAUGUUGAAAGACUUGGAGGAACAUAUCAUCAGUGCUGGCCUGGCAGAUAUGGUAGCAGCUGCUGAAACUAUUACUACUGACUCUGAGAAGUACGUUGAGCAGUUACUUACAUUAUUUAAUAGAUUUAGUAAACUCGUCAAAGAAGCUUUUCAAGAUGAUCCGCGAUUUCUUACUGCAAGAGAUAAGGCAUAUAAAGCAGUUGUUAAUGAUGCUACCAUAUUUAAACUUGAAUUACCUUUGAAGCAGAAAGGGGUGGGAUUAAAAACUCAGCCUGAAUCAAAAUGCCCUGAGCUGCUUGCCAAUUACUGUGACAUGUUGCUAAGAAAAACACCGUUAAGCAAAAAACUAACCUCUGAAGAGAUUGAAGCAAAGCUUAAAGAAGUGCUAUUGGUACUUAAAUACGUACAAAAUAAAGACGUUUUUAUGAGAUACCACAAAGCUCAUUUGACACGACGUCUUAUAUUAGACAUCUCUGCUGAUAGUGAAAUUGAAGAGAAUAUGGUAGAGUGGCUAAGAGAAGUUGGUAUGCCAGCAGAUUAUGUAAACAAGCUUGCUAGAAUGUUUCAGGACAUAAAAGUAUCUGAAGAUUUGAACCAAGCUUUUAAGGAAAUGCACAAAAAUAAUAAAUUGGCUUUACCAGCUGAUUCAGUUAAUAUAAAAAUUCUAAAUGCUGGUGCCUGGUCAAGGAGCUCUGAGAAAGUCUUUGUCUCACUUCCUACUGAACUGGAGGAUUUGAUACCUGAAGUAGAAGAAUUCUACAAAAAAAAUCAUAGUGGUAGAAAAUUACAUUGGCAUCAUCUCAUGUCAAAUGGAAUUAUAACAUUUAAGAAUGAAGUAGGUCAAUAUGAUUUGGAGGUAACGACGUUUCAGCUGGCUGUGUUGUUUGCAUGGAACCAAAGACCCAGAGAGAAAAUCAGCUUUGAAAAUCUAAAACUUGCAACUGAACUCCCUGAUGCUGAGCUUAGAAGGACUUUAUGGUCUUUAGUAGCUUUCCCAAAGCUCAAGCGGCAGGUUUUACUGUACGAACCUCAAGUCAGCUCACCCAAAGACUUUACAGAAGGCACUCUCUUCUCAGUGAACCAGGAAUUCAGCUUAAUAAAAAAUGCAAAAGUUCAGAAAAGGGGUAAAAUCAACUUGAUUGGACGCCUGCAGCUCACUACAGAAAGGAUGAGGGAAGAAGAGAAUGAAGGAAUAGUUCAGCUAAGGAUACUUAGAACCCAGGAAGCUAUCAUACAAAUAAUGAAGAUGAGAAAGAAAAUUAGUAAUGCUCAGCUGCAGACUGAAUUAGUAGAAAUUUUGAAAAACAUGUUUUUGCCACAAAAGAAAAUGAUAAAAGAGCAAAUAGAGUGGCUAAUAGAGCACAAAUACAUCCGAAGAGACGAGUCUGACAUCAACACUUUCAUAUACAUGGCAUAAUCUUGAAUAUCAUGGACAACAUUAAGAACCCAAAUUUCAGAGUGCGUGGGCAGAAAGUUGUAACAGUUUGUGCUGGAGGAAGGUUUAUUUGGACUUUGAUUACAUAAAUAUUAAAAUCUCUGCCUUACCUGACAAAACAACUCUAUUUUGCCAAUCACAUUAGUUAGCAUGAUGGCAUUCCCUUCAUGUUGCACACUCUGUAACAGCAUGCUGUUUUGUGGAGAAACUUGCAUUCAUGAAGAGCCCAUGAUGAACUUGUAAAAGUAAAUUUGAUUUAUAUCCACCAGAAGAAAUAGUCGGGAAGGGUGAGGGCGGGGUUCUUGUUACUUUUUUUUUUUUCCUCCUCUCUUUUUUUCCUUUCUUACGAAAAUGUACUUGCACAAGGAAGGAUCUUCAGAUAUUCGUGCACUGAAUAAUGCUGUUAUGUUUUGUUUUUUUUUUUUAAAUGCAAUUAAAACUAGAAAUAGCACUCUUGGUUUCUUUUGAUCAAAAGAGGGAGCUGGUCUGCACAACAUUGGGGGAGGGCAGAUGUAGGUGAGAAGGGAAGUAUUUAAUAGUAUAACACUAUUUGUUCACACCCUGCUUCAGUAUAGUAGCUGGAUUUAAUGGUGACCUGAAAAGGAUAUUAAAUUUUUCCAGCUUACAGACGGCUUUCUGUGAGCAGGAGACUGCUACUUUAGAUGUUUGUUUUAAAUAAGGAGUUUUAAAAUUUUAUAUGGCUGGAGAGCUUGUUUUGAAAAACUGAAGCUUAUGUUGUUGCUCCGAUUGUUUAAAAAAAAAAAAGUAUGGAGAGAAGUCGGUCAUUUCAACUGCAGAGUCAGAAUAGCAAAACAAAGAUAUUAAGUGUGUUCACUAACACACUUAAUGUUUGUAUACCUAAUAUUUAUUACGCCAAAUUUUGUUAUCUCCAAAUUUAUUAAAAACAAGGCAGAAAUCUACUCUCAUAUAAUACAGUUAUGUAACUAUUUCUUGAUCUGCAGCAUAGAAAUAUUUUGGAAUUUUAAAGUCUCAUGAUUAGGGAUUUAUAGCCUCAGGUUUCUGGAAAGGAAGACAUUCUGUUUUAAAAAGGAGUGUCUGUUACAUUGCGGGGGGAGAAAAACCACAACAUAAGACCUGAAAAGCAUAAGCAAAAUUGUUGCAGUCUUAAUAUGAGCAGUAAACUUGCCAAAUAUAUGUACAUAUAUAUUUAUAUAUUUUAAAAAUAAACGUUUUUAAAAUGUUCAGAAGGCAACACUUAACCUUGUUCCUCUCAGUCAAUCCAAAGUAGCAACUUACUAGUUGCCAGCGACUGAAUACCCAGAGUGACACAAGGUUCAGGACUUGAGGACACGGCAACCUAGCAGAGAUGAGCGUAUUCCCCGUUGGCAAAGAGUUGGCAAAGAGUGGCUCUACAUGGAUUUUUAUUCAUUAUGCUGCACGUUCCAAGCUUUUUCGCAAAUGCUUUUCUAUCUUGUUUGAUACUAAGUAACACUUUAAACCUAUGAUUUGGGAAAUAGUAGGAAGUGGAGUGCUGAGCUUUGAAAGGUGCACGGUAGACAGUGUUGUGCAAGGUGCUUUCAGGAGUGUUCCAUGGAAUCUGUCCCCAGUCCCAAGAGGCGUUGUGAGCUGCCGGCUGAAAGGAAGGAGAGCAAAUUCAAAACAUCGAGGGUGUCGCUGGGUAUAUUCACAUGCCUGUUCUGCAACUCAUAGGAAAUUGGAAUUUUGUUUCUAAUUUAAAAUCUUACAUUUAGCUCUGGGGGCAGCAUGUGUCCAUUAUUAGACCGAGUGCAUUGUGGAGAAUUAAACUAAAUUGAUGACUGUGGACGAUGGAUACAUUUGAAAUUUAAAAACAAUAAUUUGUAAUAAUUGUGGCCCUUACAUUUAACAAAUAGUUCAGGAUUGGGCAUAUUUGCUUCUCCCGUAUUCGAAUUGCCCAAGGGAAAACAGUGGAAGGGAGAAUUACAGGUCAUUUUUUAAAGUUUCAGAUUUGUUGCUUUAAACCAUAAUUGUUCUCAGAACAUGUUUGGAAUUUCUCAUCUUUUUGGUCAUUUUAAGAAUGAGAGCCAUGAUGUUUUGAUUUAUAAAGGAAAAUUUAAUGCAAAAGUGGGUAACUCUAAAUCCAUAGCCAAGUUUUCUAUUAAAUUUUAUAAAUUUUUUAAUAGCUAAUUAUGUCCUAAUUGUAUUUUGGGAAAUUGAACAGCAGCAAAUACUGUAGACGUAACAGUUUUCAUCUUUUUUGUUGUUGUUAUGUAUACAAAAGUUCAACUACUUUUUGGUGUUAAUGAAAACAAUUUAGUUGACGAGGUGCCUAUGCCAUUGUUAAGUUUUCUUUAAAUGUGUCUUGAUAAUAGAUUUGCUAAUUAAAAAAAAAAUCUGAUUAAAACCUUCCCAGCAAUUAGCGAAAGGUACGGAAUCACAGUUAGUAUCCUUUAUUGAGUCCGUUUCCUUUGAUUGCACUUCACAGUGGUGCCAUGGUGGUGAGGAGAAUCCAGGCUGCCAGGAGUAGGGCAAUGGGGCGCACCACAGCUUAGUUUAAACUGUGAACACUAAUGGAAAGCUGGAGCCAUCUGGAAAAUGUUAACCUUUGUUGUCCUCAUUGCCAGAGUAAAUAGACAUGAAGCAAAACUUACAAAGUAGAAGACGAUUUUAAUGCUUACAAUGCGAUAAAUAUUAGGACAUUAGUGUUCCAGUGAUUUAAUGAGGAUGUUGAAAUAAAUUAUGAAGUCUUCCAAUUUUUACAUUUAUUGGAGGGUUCCCUGCAUUGUCAACCUGUUUAUUUAAGUCUCUUAUUUUAUGCGUAAAUGUUACAGUUUCCAAAAAUGAACUGUUAGCUUUCUUGUUUUUACUUUUUAUUGAAAUUUAAUACAAAAUAUGACCGGAGUAGUUACAAAGUAUUUUGCAUUGUUUGCAGUAGGAUGUCAUUAGCCCGGCUCACAGGGCAAAUUUUAAACAUUCAAUUUGGGUGGAAGAUUUGCUAGUUUUUCAGAAAGAUUUGCUAUCUUAAACUCAAGCCGGUUUUUCUAUUUUCAUGUAAAUGACUGGGAUGCUAUCUUACAAACUCUUCCAAGGUCAUGUUUGUGAAACCAACAUUACAUGAGAGCUUUCCUGUCAUCUACACCAUAUAUGUCGUCUGGAGUGUUGAACAAAUUUGCGUUCCUAAGUUGUACUUUACCUUCGUAUGGUAUAUACGAUUUUGAAUGUGUGCCACUACAUACUGAGGUGAUAAUGCUGUACAGUUCUAAAUGGUAGCAGUUUCUGUAUGAAGUAGGCUGAAAUAUUUUGAUGAACUGCUUAAUUUUUGGAUUUUAUUUUUUAAGUUGUAUAAUUUAUUUUCUUGCAAAAUAAAAGUGUAAUAUAAAAGCUUUCACCUAUCCAGAAAA
Messenger RNA from Zalophus californianus (California sea lion), 7668 nucleotides. It is a transcript of the gene CUL5, whose product is annotated as cullin 5. Lineage: Eukaryota; Metazoa; Chordata; Mammalia; Carnivora; Otariidae. Gene Ontology annotation, cellular component: Cul5-RING ubiquitin ligase complex; SCF ubiquitin ligase complex. Gene Ontology annotation, molecular function: ubiquitin protein ligase binding. Gene Ontology annotation, biological process: SCF-dependent proteasomal ubiquitin-dependent protein catabolic process; protein ubiquitination. The record is from RefSeq and is a predicted model, not a curated record.